CAACUUCCUAAUUUUUGCCAAGGGAGCAGGCAGCCAGUUUCGCUAUAGCAGCUGGCUGCGGGCUGGGUCUGGAGUUUGGGCUGGGGUCGGCAGUGGGCAGUUGGCACACUCCAUUUACUUCCCGGUGUCCGAAAUGAAUAUCCUGUUGGGCUGGAAGGACACUUCAUCAAAGACUGUAAAAGGGAAGGAGUACACUUGCUGCAUGGUUCAGGAAGCCAUUACCUACAGCAAAGAACACUUGUCCUCCUGCAAAUCCUACGCUGCUGAGUAUGAUCCCUAUGAAGGUUAUGCACAUCUUAUGAAGAAUAUAGCAUUUUGUGAGCCCAACUGGCUAGCAGCUGCCUUUCUGGCUGAUGCUGAUCUUCUGGACAUAGAAAGUAAACACUUCGAAGAUUUGGAAUUUCAGCAGCUUGAACAUGAAAGCAGGUUAGAUGAAGAGAAAGAAAAUCUGACACAACAGCUCCUGCGUGAAGUGGCUGAGUAUCAGCGCAGCAUUGUCAGUAGAAAGGAAAAGAUUUCUGCUCUCAAAAAACAAGCCAAUCACAUUGUCCAACAAGCACAAAGAGAACAAGAUCAUUUUGUAAAAGAGAAAAACAACUUGAUAAUGAUGCUGCAAAGAGAAAAAGAGAAUCUCUGUAAUCUGGAAAAGAAAUAUUCCAUGCUUUCUGGAGGAAAGGGAUUUCCUGUCAGUCCCAAUAGUCUAAAAGAGGGUUAUAUCAGUGUAAGUGAAAUUAGUGAGCUGUAUGGCAAUUCCACGAAUAUGUCCCCUUCCACUCAGCCCCCCACAGAUGCUGAUGCAGGUGCCACUGAGCCUUCCACGGCUGUGCUGACGAGCCAGCCACAAAAUACAGAGCAUUUCAGAAACCUGGAAGAGCGAAAGAAGCAGCACAGGGAAUGCAUGUACCUGAGUGACACUUUACCUCGCAAGAAAACGACUCCGUCUGUCUCGCCGCACUUCAACAGUGCCACGCUUGGGCGAAGCGUCGCAUCUAAAGGGCAUUUACCAUUAGGACAGAGCAACAGCUGUGGCAGCGUACUCCCUCACUGCCUGGCAACCAUGACCAAAGAGUCGGAGUCGAGAAGGAUGCACAAGGGGUAUAACCAUCAGCGUAUCUGUGAAAACCAAAGGCAGAAGUCUCCUGAAUUCUACAGCAGAACAGCAUCCGAAUCAAAUGUGUAUUUGAAUAGUUUCCAUUACCCAGACCGUAGUUACAAGGACCAUGCCUUUGAUACGCUGAGCUUAGACAGUUCUGACAGCAUGGAAACCAGCAUAUCUGCCUGCUCACCAGAUAACAUUUCCAGUGCUAGCACUUCAAAUGUUGCAAGAAUAGAAGAGAUGGAGAGACUUUUGAAACAAGCGCACGCUGAAAAGACUAGGCUGCUUGAGACAAGGGAACGGGAGAUGGAAGCUAAAAAACGAGCUCUGGAAGAAGAAAAGCGCCGCAGAGAGCAACUGGAGAAAAGACUGGAAGAAGAAACUAGCCAGAGACAAAAAUUAAUUGAAAAGGAAGUCAAAAUACGUGAGAAACAAAGAGCGCAGGCCCGUCCCUUGACUCGCUAUUUGCCCAUUCGAAAGGAAGACUUUGACCUACGAAGUCACAUCGAGACAGCUGGUCACAACAUAGAGACCUGUUACCAUGUCUCCCUCACGGAGAAGACCUGCCGAGGCUUUCUGAUUAAAAUGGGAGGAAAAAUUAAAACGUGGAAAAAACGAUGGUUUGUUUUUGACAGAAACAAGAGAACUUUUACUUAUUAUGCAGACAAACACGAAACUAAAUUAAAAGGUGUAAUAUAUUUCCAAGCUAUUGAAGAAGUCUACUAUGACCAUCUAAAGAAUGCGUAUAAGAGUCCCAACCCAUUGCUCACGUUCAGCGUCAAGACACACGACCGGAUAUACUAUAUGGUUGCUCCUUCGCCAGAAGCCAUGAGGAUAUGGAUGGACGUUAUUGUCACCGGUGCGGAGGGCUACACCCACUUCAUGCUGUAA
Eurypyga helias (sunbittern) is the source of this 1987-nucleotide messenger RNA. RefSeq names its product pleckstrin homology-like domain family B member 2. The annotation marks the transcript as partial. The transcript has 15 exons. Gene Ontology annotation, biological process: regulation of microtubule cytoskeleton organization. Gene Ontology annotation, cellular component: basal cortex. NCBI's taxonomy places the organism in Eukaryota, Metazoa, Chordata, Aves, Eurypygiformes, Eurypygidae. The record is from RefSeq and is a predicted model, not a curated record.